Molecule: messenger RNA, 1272 nt
Organism: Punica granatum (pomegranate)
Lineage: Eukaryota; Viridiplantae; Streptophyta; Magnoliopsida; Myrtales; Lythraceae
Source: RefSeq, a predicted model, not a curated record
UGAAGAGGGCAUUUUCGUCAAAAUGGGCCUCAGACACCAAAACCAGAGAAGAUAAGGCAAAUGUCCCCGGCACUGCGAUAGAACAACAGUCCGACGUUGGACUUCCGAGUCUCAUGUGAAAGUGCACUGCUCCUCUAUGCUGAUUGAGCCUCGCAAGGAGGGGGACAUGGAAAGCAAUGGGAAUCAGAAUGGUGGGAGUAUUAUGUGGUUCUUCCGGGACAGGGGGUUUGAUGAUAAAAGCAUAAAUGAGAUGCUGAAAAGGUGCAAGCGGCUCGAAUCCGUGCAGAGGGAACAAGCCUCUGAGAAUUGGGACUACUUGAAAAGCAUAGGGAUCCAAGAGAGGAAGCUCCCCCAUGUUAUCUCGAAGUGUCCCAAGAUCCUUGCCUUGGGGCUUGACGAUAAGCUUGUUCCCAUGGUUCGGUGUCUUGGUACACUUGGGACUAAACCGGACGAAGUCGCUUCAUGCAUUGCUAAGUUCCCUCACAUAUUGUCUCAUAGCGUGGAGGAGAAGCUAUGUCCACUCUUGGCCUUCUUUCAGGCUGUAGGGGUUCCUGAGAAGCAAAUCGGGAAGAUAAUCCUGCUUAACCCAAGGCUCAUCAGCUACAGCAUUGAGUCUAAGCUGACAGAAAUAGUAGACUUUCUCGCUGGUCUCGGCCUUGACAAAGAAGGAAUGAUCGGUAAAGUUUUGAUGAGAAACCCAUUCAUCAUGGGAUACAGUGUCCAGAAGAGGCUUCACCCCACUGCCGAGUUUCUAAAGUCGAUUGGCCUGACGGACUCAAACAUUAAAGCCGUAGUGAUGAACUUCUCCGAAGUCUUGUCUAGAGAUGUGAAGAAGAUUCUCCAACCCAAUUUCCAAUAUCUGAAAAGAUGUGGGUUUAAGGACAGAGAGAUAGUUUCUUUAGUGACUGGUUACCCUCCGAUACUGAUCAAGAGCAUAAGGAACUCGUUGGAACCCAGGAUCAGGUUCUUAACGGAAGUGAUGAAUAGGCAGCUUGAUGAAGCUGCUGAUUAUCCUGAUUUCUUUCGGCAUGGCCUUAAAAAGAGAGUAGAGUUGCGGUACAAACUUUUGAGUCGGAAAGGUAUAGUUUGUAGCUUGAGUGAGAUGUUGGACUGUGACCACAAGAAAUUCGUAAUGAAGUUCGGUUUGAUUUAAGGAUCUAUAUCAGUUUCACAAUAUUAUCAGCCUAACUUCAUACUCAUUGUAUUGUAUUGCGGUUUUGUAUUAUGUACUUUUCCCCCCUCUAUUGUGCCGUGAGGUAACUUAUUCUUGUC